Messenger RNA from Entrophospora candida, 433 nucleotides. NCBI's taxonomy places the organism in Eukaryota, Fungi, Glomeromycota, Glomeromycetes, Entrophosporales, Entrophosporaceae. The record is from the annotation of a GenBank genome assembly.
AUGCCAAAAGUCAAACGUUCUUCAUAUUCUGUUGCUGAAAAGCUCCAAGGUUUGCAAUAUGCAAAACAAUAUGGUUUAAGAUCAGCUGGAUUGGAUGAGUUGAGGAGGGGAGCAAAAGAAGUAUAUGUUGUUGAUACUGCGCCAGGAUCCAUUGAUGAAAAUGAGCCUAUUCGUAGUUGUUUGAUUGCACCAUUCAUUUGCAAAUUUACUAAAUAUGGAUGGGACUGUGUAGAUGCUCAUUAUGAAGAAUCAAGUUUCAGUGCCCAAAAGAAGCUUGAACUUCAUGUUAACACAUUGCACAUGCAUAAUUUAGAGUGUGAACUUGAUCAAUAUCUAUGGAAAGGCUGUAAUGAGUCAGUGUGUGAACUUAAUCAAUAUCUAUGCCCAUGGAAGGGCUGUAAUAAGUUAGUGUAUGAUCUUACACAAUUUAAAG